GAGCACGGUGUUUCGCCCUCCGAGGGAGCCUUUGCCGCCGCUAGCUGGAGUUUCUUCAGGCUCCAGGUUUCUCUACUAACCACGAGAAAUCCAAGAAGGAAUAGCGGAGCCCGGGCGCCCAUAACCCAUUCCUUCCUCGUCUUUUAGUCCGAGAUCGCCCCGGCAGGAAUGGGCGAUAAGGUCUGGCUGCCCUUCCCGGUGCUUCUUUUGGCCGCUGUGCCACCAGUGCUGCUGCCAGGGGCAGCCAGUUUCACGCCCUCCUUAGACAGCGACUUCACGUUUACCCUUCCGGCCGGGCAGAAGGAGUGUUUCUACCAGCCCAUGCCCCUGAAGGCCUCGCUGGAGAUCGAGUACCAAGUUUUAGAUGGAGCAGGAUUAGAUAUUGAUUUCCAUCUUGCCUCACCAGAGGGUAAAACUUUAGUUUUCGAACAAAGAAAAUCAGAUGGUGUUCACACGGUAGAGACUGAAGUUGGUGACUACAUGUUCUGCUUUGACAAUACAUUCAGCACCAUUUCUGAGAAAGUGAUUUUCUUUGAAUUAAUCCUGGAUAAUAUGGGAGAACAGGAGCAAGAACAAGAAGAUUGGAAGAAAUAUAUUACUGGCACAGAUAUGUUGGAUAUGAAACUGGAAGAUAUCCUGGAAUCAAUCAACAGCAUCAAGUCCAGACUAAGCAAAAGUGGUCAUAUCCAGACUCUUCUUAGAGCAUUUGAAGCCCGUGAUCGAAAUAUACAAGAAAGUAACUUUGAUAGAGUCAAUUUCUGGUCAAUGGUUAAUUUGGUGGUCAUGGUAGUGGUUUCAGCAAUUCAAGUUUAUAUGCUGAAGAAUCUAUUUGAGGAUAAGAGGAAAAGUAGAACUUAA
Molecule: messenger RNA, 858 nt
Organism: Chrysochloris asiatica (Cape golden mole)
Lineage: Eukaryota; Metazoa; Chordata; Mammalia; Afrosoricida; Chrysochloridae
Gene: TMED5
Product: transmembrane emp24 protein transport domain containing 5
Exons: 4
Coding region: 169-858 (229 amino acids)
Biological process (GO): endoplasmic reticulum to Golgi vesicle-mediated transport; Golgi organization; intracellular protein transport
Cellular component (GO): COPII-coated ER to Golgi transport vesicle; endoplasmic reticulum; endoplasmic reticulum-Golgi intermediate compartment
Source: RefSeq, a predicted model, not a curated record